Strongylocentrotus purpuratus (purple sea urchin) is the source of this 2338-nucleotide messenger RNA. RefSeq lists its product as uncharacterized. The record is from RefSeq and is a predicted model, not a curated record. The coding region runs from base 887 to 1759 and encodes 290 amino acids. Lineage: Eukaryota; Metazoa; Echinodermata; Echinoidea; Camarodonta; Strongylocentrotidae. Gene Ontology annotation, molecular function: protein binding. The transcript is spliced from 10 exons.
UUAUAUUUACAUAUAACCUUACGGGUCCCAGAGUUCACCUUCGUGGAAACAAAGUUGAGAAUUUCACGACGUGGUUUCGUAUUUAUAUCAGUCCAUGAACGUAUAUUAUUCAGUGCAUAUUAUAUGCGAACACGGGUAUUCUCGCAUCUUUGAUGGCUAUAUUUUUCGGUGUACGCGGGCUGUCUUUUAUCAAAAGGCCAUUAUCAAAUAAUAGUCCUGUCGUUAUUAAAUUAGGAUCUCUCUGUAGCGAUGCGACGGUUAUAUUAUAAUGAAUGACAGAGCAUCGGUAUCUGGUCGAUUCAGUGUUAGUUGUCAGAAUUGAAGGUUUGUUAACGUCAUACCGUGCUUGCAUUUACAUUUGACAUCUAUACCACCUGGCUGGAGGUGAGUCGUAAGGCUGUUCGUAUUUGGUCUUGAUCGGAAGAUGAGUGUUUGAUUAUUCUAUACUCAUCAGUAUUGGUACAGGUGAGACGGAUAGCAGUGUUACGUAACAUCAUAUAUUCGCAUCACUAAGCAUAUGACGGUCAUCAAGCCUCUGGUCGAUAUGAACAUCAACGAACAUCGCGAGAUCUCUUGAUAGAGGCUUAAUUCAUUUACAUAUACCUUCACACUCGUCGACACAACGUAAAAAUAAUAAAAAGUUUGGUCCGGUCUGGUAUUGGUUCUAGUAUUACUUCUGCAGGUCUAGGGUUCAAAUUCAGGUCCCAAGAUGACUCUAUGUCAGCCUAAGUAGUACUGUUGUGAUCAUUGCAUCGCCUUAUUGAGGUUUAUGAUGUGACACUGUCAGACUGAGAAGUGCCAAGACGUAACUCAACUAAAGGAGAAUUGUCAGUUUCAUCUUUAGCUGGAAGAUUUACUGGAUUUAUUUUUCCUGGAUUAAAACACCAUGGCGUUAUCAGAAAACGAGAACAGCAAAGAGAAAAUAAGGCAUCUCUGUGCCGCAGUGCAAGCUGGGAAAUUGGCAGAGAUUGAUACAAUACUACAGCAAGGAAUGUAUAUAAAUGUAGACGAGGGCGGGAACAUGAUGGCCAAAUCUCUAUAUCGGAACCUCUUGAUGCUGGCUAUUGACUCGGUUCAAGUCGAGACUGCUAAACUUCUAAUUGAGAGGGGCAUUGAUGUCAACCAUAAGACAUGGGGUGUAAACGGCAAACAAGGAGCAAGGGACAUGGCACAAGAGUCUGGGCUUCAAGAAAUUGUUGAUCAGAUCGACUGCAGACUACCCGUUCCCAAGCGUUUAUUUCACGCCGUAGUCGAUGGUCAGCAAGAUAAAGUGAAUAAUCUUUUACGUCACAUUGAUGCUGAUAUGAACAUGAAAGUGGAUUUACACGGUGAUAAGGCAGCUGGAUGUAGCGCUUAUACUCUCCUCAUGAUCGCUCUCAGGAACGGCCAUGUCGAGAUCGCCCACCAGCUCAUCGACCGCGGCAUUGAUCUGGACUUUGAUCAUCAGGAAUGGGAUCGUCCUGAUGAUUCAAGUGAAGAAAUCAUGGUCGAGUCUUUCGAUGCACAUAAACUCGCCAUGGAUACGGGUAUGGUGGGCGUGGCUAAGGCCAUUGAUAAACGAAGAGGAGGCGUGGCUAAUGGUAAUGAAACAAUGUCACCGUCCAAUGGAAUCAAACAUGAAAAGCAAUCGGAUGUAACUAACGGUGCUGAGGAAAAUGCUAACAUCACUACAACUCAAUCACAGAUGCCUAUUAAUACCAAACAACCUGAACCAAAGCAAGUUCGAGCUUCAACAAGCUGCUGCUGUAUAAUUUCUUGAUGGUUGGCAUCCGAUUCGACGGAAAAAAUCCGAGACUCUGUUUGAGAACGGAACCAUGAAAACCAUUAUAUAAACGCGUUUUAUCUAAUAAAACAGUCGUUUACAACUUUUAUGAACACGGCACCAAAAACUUCGUACGUCAGUCUGAAAUCACAUCGAGUUCAGAUUUCCAUCGAGAAUGUUUAAAGAAACAUUAUACGGUUACAGUCAUAGAUAGACAUAUGAUAUGGAGACUCGACAGUGCCACAUCAUGUUUAUAAUUUAACUUCAUGAGUGUAUUUCUUGGAAACAAAAUAUUUGAUGCAGAACAGAUACAACUCUGUAAAAUUUUGUCAACACAACUCUAUAGUAUGGACACUAUAUUAUUUUGUAGAUACUUUUGCUCAAAGCCUACUACAUGUAUUUGUGAAUCGAGAAUCAAAUAAGUCCGAGUCCGAGUCGGAGACCAGCGAUCUGGAUUUUAGUGAAUGAUGUGAGUUCCUGUAUACUAUUCACGUUUAUUUCGAGUAUGGCACGUACAGGCUACGCCCACAAGUUAAGGUCUCGUUUCGGUGUCGUCAGGGGACGUGGGGAUUCAUG